GCGGCUCCUUCUUGUGAAGUGCGUGGCGGUUGAGUGAUAGACAAGCAGCAGCUAUCUCGCCACCAAAGAACCACCAAACAACGAAACGGGAAGCCUAGGUCGGUGGCGACAGCUCUGGGCUUAGGUGUCUCCGCCUCAGCAGUCACCAUUGACUGUAACGAGCUUCCGGUCUCCAAAAAUCCUAAAUCUCUCCGCCCCAUUGAAACCAAUAACAACGACUACCCGCAUUUUUCUUCACAACCGAUUUCUGUAGUUCUUCGCAAACUGAAAGCUCCUCCUUCUUCCCCUCAGAAAUCCACGGUGGAUUUCUGUGGAGAGGAGUUAUUAGACCCUAAUUACUUCCAUUUCUUAGUGUAUCAAGUCCUGCUUUUGGAAUCUCUUCAUGAUUUGUUGAAUGGCAGGAAUUUUGAAUUAUCCUUCGUGCGGACGAGGGGAAAAUUCAGUAACUAAUGCAGGGAGGGGGUUAGGGUUUUGUUCUACCAUCAGUAUCAAACGAAGGGUGACAACGAGGAUUUCCAUGCCUUUCGAGGAUGACAUAUUCAACUCCUGUCAAUUGGCUCUAACUCAUUCAAGCAAGGUGUCUAAGGUCACCAGGCCAAGUAUUCAGAUGGCUUUGGUAGAAGAGAGACUUUCAUGUGGUCAAAAAGUGACAAAGACUUCUGAAAUCUUGGCCUAUGAUCUUGUUCAAGGAGCACUAGUUAAUUGGAGUUCUGUUAUGGACAAGUCAAUACCUGAACCACCAACUGCUGUUCUUCUGCACGGAAUUCUUGGUAGCAGGAAGAACUGGGGAUCUUUUGCUCGGAGGUUGGCACAAGAAUUUCCCACAUGGCAGUUUCUGUUGGUAGACUUGCGUUGUCAUGGUGAUUCAUCAUCCAUUAAAAAGAGAGGCCCUCAUACUGUUGGCUCUACUGCUCUUGAUGUGUUGAAGCUUGUUGCUCAUCUUAGAGUAACUCCUCGAGUUUUGAUCGGCCACAGUUUUGGAGGCAAAGUUGCCUUAAGCAUGGUGGAACAAGCUGCAAAACCUCUUGCAAGACCAGUCAGAGUCUGGGUGCUAGAUGCAACUCCUGGAAAAGUUCGUGCUGGUGGAGAUCAGGAAGAUCAUCCUGCUGAAUUAAUUGCUUUCCUAAGCAGGUUGCCAAAGCAGGUUUCAUCAAAGCGGGCUAUUGUGGAUGCUCUUAUUCAGGAGGGUUUCUCUGUAGAUGUGGCGCAGUGGGUGGUAACUAAUCUCCGCCAAAUUAGCCCACCUGGUUUGUCAUCGUCGAGCUUCUCUUGGGUCUUUGACCUCAAUGGCAUUUCUGAGAUGUAUAAAUCCUAUGAGGAAACAAACUUAUGGAAAAUUGUAGAUGAUGUGCCUCAAGGUGUCCAUGUGAAUUUCUUGAAAGCAGAGCGGAGCCUGCACAGAUGGGCCCUUGAAGAUCUCCAGAGGAUUCAUGCUGCAGAGGAGUUGGCUGUGGAUGAGGGAGGUGGAGUUCAGAUGCAUGUCCUUGAAGAUGCUGGGCAUUGGGUGAACAGAAGGCAUUGGGGUCAACCUAUACACAAUUUCAGCGUCACCUAAACUGCCAUGUGGCAGUUGUGGGAGGGUAUGCUAUUCUACUUCUGGGUCCAUGCUGAUAACCCAGAUGGCCUUUUCAGAAUUCUUUCGUCCACAUUCCAAGGAUCCAGAAUUUAACAACUAGGCAAGGCUUGUGCAUUGUAGCAUAUAACACAUUCUGCUCACCUUGUGGAGUAAAAUAGAAAGAGAAAUGUACCAUAAUUCCCAGAGUUACCGCAACUUAUUUUCCCCUUUCAACAUUGAGAUGCCGAAGCUGUCUUCUUGAGCUUCACACUUUGUUCCACCCAUUUGUUAUAUUAUUAUCAUAUGACUAAGGCAUAUGAUUAUUCUUUCUACUUCAAGAUCAGAAUCUGAAAGCAAGGUAUUGAAACCA
Macadamia integrifolia is the source of this 1925-nucleotide messenger RNA. RefSeq names its product protein ABHD11. NCBI's taxonomy places the organism in Eukaryota, Viridiplantae, Streptophyta, Magnoliopsida, Proteales, Proteaceae. The coding region runs from base 395 to 1555 and encodes 386 amino acids. The transcript has 14 exons. The record is from RefSeq and is a predicted model, not a curated record.